ACGAAUACUUCCGCUGCCAACAUGGCGUUCACGUUGUACAGUUUGAUAGAGGCUGUGAUUUUAUGUUUAAAUGCAGUGUGUGUUUUACACGAGGAACGAUUUCUUGCCAAAGUUGGAUGGGGUGCUGACCAGCGAGGAUUUGGAGAGGAGCCUGGAAUGAAGACACAAAUGCUCAACCUUAUUAGAUCAAUUAGAACUGUUAUGAGGAUACCUUUAAUAGGAAUCAACGUAGCUGUGAUAUUACUAAAGCUUGUGUUUGGAUAACAGAAGAAUGUUACAUUGGUGACGUGUGACUAUUGGUUUGCACAUAUCCAGCAAGUACUGGAUGAGAAUGUUCAUCAGUGUGCCUUUACGGAAAUCAUGUCAUCUUUCAUAUGACUGUGAUGACAAAUAAAAUUAUCCCUUUUCUUUUUGUGAUUUUAGGUGAAUCCAUUAGAAAGUAAAGAUAGUAUUAUCUUGAUCAUGUUGAUGAAUGCCUUUUCUGAAAAACAGAAAUGCUGAAGAAACACUGCAAGGAUAAAAUAAAGAAAUGUUGGGUUAGAAUGCAAAUAGACUGGCAAGAAGAAUUGAUCAGUACUGGAGAAAAAUAAUCGAGCCAUAUAGGAUAGUGCUUUUUCUUUGUUAUGCAGCUUUCCUAUAUUGAUUUAAUAUGCCAUUUUCAUCAACAUUAUUAUUUCAACAUGUCAAAGAUGUAUUGUUUUCAUUGAAAGGAAACUAGUGGCAUCAUUUUAAAAUUCAGAAAGUUAUGUUCUCUUUUGUGCCAAGUAAAAGGGUUCAGUUUGUUCAUUGCUGAGAUUUGAAAAUAAGUAUCUCUUGCAAAGUAAUGGCAAGUUCCAUUUCAUGUAAAAAAUCCAAGCAUAUUCUGAAACUCUUUAAUUUCACAGAAAAAUGUACUAAUUGUUCAGAAAAUACUGAAUGCAAUAUAUGGUUCAAGAUACAUUGGAAGAAAUACCUGGGCAAAUAUAGUUAUUCCUCCAUGCUUGUAAUACUGACAUGAGGUGAACAUAUAAGUAAAUGUUGGAUUGUGAAGCAUGUCAGGACAGUGAUUGAUGUGCUGUAAAUACAAAGAUGUGGGCCCAAUAUGUGAACUGCAUGAUGUGUAAAUGUAAAUGUUUUGAUGACGAAAUUUUCAAAACUAAGGAGACUGUAUGGAUGUUCAUUUCACGGCUGAUUUCAUGUCAGUUUCCAUCGUGUCUCCUCAUUUUGUAGUUAUUCUCUAGAAAGAAUGUUCAUCUGCUGCAGAAUUAGAUGUAAACCUUGUUAAAAGUUUCAUUUGGAAAAAUUCAGCUGAUCCACUGCAGAUUUUGUAGAAAAGCAGGUGCUACAGUGAUGUUGGGUUUUUCAAGUGCAUGUUUUUCAUCCAGUCAGGAAACAUCACCAUAUCAAAUAUGUCCAUUAAUUAAAAGUAAACUAUGUAAACACAUUUAUAUGUAAAAGUUUCUUCAGAUUUGUAAUAAGGUAUUAUGAUAUAUUCAUUUCAUUGAAUUUGGUUAUUUUAUAUUGUACAGUGCACUUUGUCAUUGUAAUAUACAUUCUUCCUUGUCAGCUGUAACAUAUAUAUGUGUUGUGUGCUUUAUUUGUACCAUUUUGAAAACAGAAUCUAUGCUGAGCAUACCAGAACUUGCAGCAUGUUCCAACAAGAUUCAGGAUAAUUAAGUUUCCAAGGGUAGAGCAUCGAGUCAUUUCAAUUUUAUUUAUUCCUUCAAAAUGACAGGUGUACCUGUGAUGUUUUCAGUUACAGAUUUGGAGCCCAACGUUCAUCCCUCUGGAUGCACUGUGGGUUCUAACAUUAUCUGUCAUUCAGAGAUUGUUAUACAUAUAGUCUCUUUAUUGUUUGGGUGUUGGGGUGGGUGGCCCAUCAGCUAAUGUGUUUGCUCAUCAUGCCAAAGAUCGGGGUUCGACUCCACCCAUGGGAACAAAGCGUGAACCCAAUUUCUCCAGUUCCCUGUCAUGAUGAUACUGAAAUAUGGCGAAAAACAGCAUGAAACCAUACUCUUUGUCACUUGUAUUUACCAUGUUUACCUACUGUUUAUAAUACCAGCGAGUCAAACCCCUAUAAACUCCCUGGUAAUAGGCAUGUGGAAAUAAACAAUGUAUAAAUUA
Messenger RNA from Haliotis rubra (blacklip abalone), 2103 nucleotides. RefSeq names its product immediate early response 3-interacting protein 1-like. Gene Ontology annotation, cellular component: COPII-coated ER to Golgi transport vesicle; endoplasmic reticulum membrane; Golgi membrane. Lineage: Eukaryota; Metazoa; Mollusca; Gastropoda; Lepetellida; Haliotidae. The transcript is spliced from 3 exons. The record is from RefSeq and is a predicted model, not a curated record. Bases 22 to 264 code for a protein of 80 amino acids. Gene Ontology annotation, biological process: endoplasmic reticulum to Golgi vesicle-mediated transport.